UUCACUACACAUUUAAAUACCAUGGUUAUGUAGUCACUGUCAAUUGAACUGACAAAUUAUUUUUGAAAAUAAAAAAUAUUUUUAAUGGUUUUAUAACUAAAAAUCAUGAAUCCCAAUGAAAAACCAUGUCGGACUUGUAUGGACUUUAAAUCUUGGGCUAAAAUUCAAAAAAAGGCCUAUGACACUGAACAGGCACAAAAUACAACAGUAAAUGCUGAAUAUAAAGAAGCACUGGUAUCAGCUGAACGUAAGUUAAAAAAUUGUCCUUUGGAUAAAGAUGAAUUGGGCUCGGCGACCUGGUCAUUUUUGCACACGAUGGCAGCUUAUUAUCCGGAAAAACCAACAACUCAGGAGACCACUGACAUGAAAACGUUUUUCAACGUAUUCUCUAAAUUUUAUCCGUGCGCACCGUGUCGUGAAGAUUUACAAGAACAGUUGAAGAAGAGGCCACCGGAAACAGCAUCACGGGAGGAGUUGAGCCAGUGGUUGUGCGAUGUCCACAAUGAGGUGAAUAAAAAAUUAGAUAAGCCUGUCUUCGACUGUAGUCUAGUUAAUCAAAGAUGGAGAGACGGCUGGCUCAAUGGUUCCUGUGAUUAAAUAAACACUAAAUUUUUCUGUAUUAUAUAUAAAUAUAUUUUAUUUUGUCUCAUUUAAAUUAAAGAGAAAAUUUAUUAUUUAUAAAAUAAAUAUUUCACAUGAGUA
Molecule: messenger RNA, 702 nt
Organism: Microplitis demolitor
Lineage: Eukaryota; Metazoa; Arthropoda; Insecta; Hymenoptera; Braconidae
Gene: Alr
Product: FAD-linked sulfhydryl oxidase ALR
Exons: 2
Coding region: 106-597 (163 amino acids)
Cellular component (GO): mitochondrion
Molecular function (GO): flavin adenine dinucleotide binding; flavin-dependent sulfhydryl oxidase activity
Source: RefSeq, a predicted model, not a curated record